This is a messenger RNA of Ramularia collo-cygni, 870 nucleotides long. RefSeq names its product related to ribose 5-phosphate isomerase A. Gene Ontology annotation, cellular component: intracellular membrane-bounded organelle. NCBI's taxonomy places the organism in Eukaryota, Fungi, Ascomycota, Dothideomycetes, Mycosphaerellales, Mycosphaerellaceae. The transcript is spliced from 2 exons. The record is from RefSeq and is a predicted model, not a curated record. Bases 1 to 870 code for a protein of 289 amino acids. Gene Ontology annotation, biological process: pentose-phosphate shunt, non-oxidative branch; D-ribose metabolic process. Gene Ontology annotation, molecular function: ribose-5-phosphate isomerase activity.
AUGGCGAGUACCAGCCCUCCAGUGGAGCUCUCCACCGUCGAGAGCGCCAAGCGGAAGGCAGCCUUCAAAGCGGUCGAGGAUCACUUCACAUCUGAUAUGCGCUUCGUCGGAAUCGGCUCAGGAAGCACAAUAGUCUAUGGUGUCGAAGCCAUCGCCGCACACCUCAAAGCCCACCCUCCACCACCAAGCCACAUGAACUGGUUCGUCCCCACUGGCUGGAACUCCCGAAAAGUGAUCGAAGCCGCGGGACUCACACCGAUAGCCUUUGAUUCUCUCCCCAGCGAUGCGAUGCUCGAAGUGGCCUUUGACGGCGCGGACGAGGUGGACGAGGAGCUGAAUUGCAUCAAAGGUGGUGGGGCCUGUCUGUUCCAAGAAAAACUGGUCGCAUGCCGGGCCAAGAAAUUCAUAUGCAUUGCCGAUUACCGCAAGAAUCAGAAGCGGCUGUGCACUGUCUGGCCGACGAUUCCAAUCGAAAUCGCACCCAUCGCACACGCGAGUGUGAUUCGAGAGUUGAAAUUAUUGGGAAGUCCGAAGCCAAUUGUGAGAGAGCACACGCUGGCCAAGACUGGUCCUGUACAGACGGAUCAGAGCUUCUACAUCAUCGACGCACCGUUCAAACAGCUGUUGACGGAGAAGGAUGUGGCCAACGGAGCGGACGGAAGCGGCAAGGAUGGUGUUUACGAUGUCAAUACGCUGGCAAAGCGGAUCAAAGCGAUCAAUGGUGUGCUGGAGGUUGGUCUCUUCCAUGGACAGAAUGGAAUUCAGACACAGAAGGCAGGGAUGCAAGGUGGUCAGAAGCCGGUGGCAGUCUACUUUGGGUUGGAGAACGGCGAGGUGAUGGUUUCCAAGGCUGCUGAGUUGACGAGAUGA